UUAAAACAGCAAACUACUGAAGGAGAGGGCGUUUGAUUUUUAACAACUCUUUUACGCUUCACGUAUGUCUGCAAAUGACCAGAUAUCCUUUCUAAUAUGGAGAAUAUCUUGUAAUGGAUUCAAUUGAACUUUAAUAUUAUUCAGCCACACAGGAAACAGACGAGGACAGAUAUUACUACUAUUUAUAUGCAUGCAAUCUAACUUUUUGAGACAAAAAGAUACAAUGUAGAAGAUAAUAUGUCCAUGAACAGCGGCGUGUUGAACAUUGAGUCAUUCUGUGUGGACAUCCACUGAGCAGCGCGUCAUUUCGACAAUGUUUUGACGUGCUUUCUUCACAACGGCUGCGCAGUGUUUAUGUGACCGGGGUGAAUUGUCGGUUUUUGUGAAAUAUAAUGACUAUGUCAGUCCAGGAGAGGAACUCUGGCUCGGAGGACAAGGAGGAGGAGAGCGAGGAUGAGAGUGAGAUUGUGGAGGAGAGUCCGUGCGGUCGAUGGCAGAAGAGAAAGGAACAGGUGAGUCAGGGGAAUGUUCCAGGCGUGGAGAGCGCCUCUCUGGCCAUGGACACUGAAGAGGGUGUAGAGGUGGUGUGGAACGAGGUUCUCUUCCAUGACAAGAAGGUCUUCAAGAUAGUGGAGGACAAAAUGAAAGAGAUGUUUGAGAAUUUGAUGCUGGUCGACCAUCCCAACAUUGUGAAAUUUCACAAAUACUGGCUGGACAUUGGAGAUAAACACGCUCGGGUUGUGUUCAUCACAGAGUACAUGUCCUCUGGCAGCCUCAAACAGUUCCUUAAGAAGACCAAGAAAAACCACAAGACCAUGAAUGUCAAGGCCUGGAAACGCUGGUGCACACAGAUUCUGUCUGCCCUAAGUUACCUGCACUCCUGUGACCCUCCGAUAAUUCACGGCAACCUCACCUGUGACACCAUAUUCAUUCAGCAUAACGGACUCAUUAAAAUUGGAUCAGUUUGGCACCGACUCUUUGUGAAUGUGUUUCCUGAGGGGGGCGUCCAUGGCAAGAUACACCAACAUCGAGAUGAUAAGAGAAAUUUGCACUUCUUCUCUCCAGAGUAUGGCUCAUGUGAGGAUGACUAUGCCAUUGACAUCUUUUCCUUUGGGAUUUGUGCUUUAGAGAUGGCUGUGUUGGAGAUCCAAGCCAAUGGGGACUCUGUUGUGUCUAAGGAGGCUAUAACCAGUGCUGGACAAUCACUGGAGGACCCCCUCAUGAGGGAGUUCACCCAGUCAUGUUUACGUCAUAACCCCAGACUCCGCCCAACUGCACAUGACCUUCUGUUUCAUCGUGUGUUGUUUGAAGUGCAUUCGCUAAAACUGCUUGCAGCACACUGCCUCAUCAAUAACCAGUACAUGCUCCCAGAGAACUGCGUAGAGGAGAAGACCAAAUCAUUCGACCCAAACGGGGUCAUGGCAGAGAUAAUUCACAAAGAUCGUCCUCGCGUUCAGCUCAAAUACUCUCAUGUAUCCCCUCUAGAGCUGGACAAGUUCUUAGAGGAUGUGAAGAAUGGCAUCUACCCACUGAUGAACUUUGCCUCUGCUCGACCACAUCCCGUACCCCGUGCCCUCUCCAUGUCCCAAGAACAGGUGGAGACAGUGAAGACGCCCACCCCUGAACCCCAAGAGGCAGAAACCCGGAAGGUGGUACAGAUGCACUGUAACCUGGAGUUUAUUGAAGAAACGACUAAAACUCAUCUCACCUUGUUCUUAAAGCUAGAUGAUAAACUCCACCGGCAGCUCAGCUGUGAUAUAAUGCCAACUGAUAGUUCCAGAGAUUUGGUCAAUGAACUUAUCCAUCAUGCCUUCAUCAGUGAGGAGGAUGGUGACAAGAUGGUGGCGUACUUGGACGACGCCUUGAACCGCCACCGUGGGGCUGCUAGUGCCAUAACGACAAUAUGAACGACAGUGGUCUUUAGCGAUGGCGAUGGACAUUUACAAGCCAGAAGAACCCUAGAGGGAGACCUGGCAACAGAAUGGAAAAGAAAGUUCCAGUUAGGUCAUAUAGUAGAUAAUGAAUGCAACCUGUGGUUGAAAAAAAUAACAAAAUAGAAAGAGAGUUGACAUAAUGAUACUGGCUUUGAUGACUAGGUUAGGGGGCACUAGGAAUGCCAGACUAAGAUGGUUGUACUAAGCUUCCCGAGUCCCAGUACAUCACUUCCUGGCAUUUUUAGAGGUCCUUCCCACAAACCCAUGAGAUGCUCAGGGGCAUGUUGGCCACAUCACAACUUUCCCCAGCUCCGUUUAAGAGGGUUGCAUGUCAUAUAGGAGGUGCAUGCUGUGGAAAGUUUUAUUGAUGAAGUAUGAAAAACUUGAAUGAGAAUGCUUGUUGUACAAACUUAAUGUGUGUUCUUGCGUUACUGUGGCAGUCAGAAAUUUCAGUCCUUAAGGGGGUGAUAGUAAUCUUGUCUGUGCCCAGGAAAUCAGAUGUCUUGUUAUUUUUCUGGUGGCUAGCUAUGACUGCCGAUAGUUUAACUAACUUUACUUGCUCUGCAAGAUUCUCUUCAAACUUUAAGAAAUGGCAAUCAAAAGAAUUUACAAUUGUAGAUUUCUCUGCAACGUAUUGUCCUCUUGUCAGUUAUCACGAGAAUGUCUUAAUAUGCAGUUGGAGUGUUUUACAUGCAGUAUAUGUACAGGAAUGUGUUGCCUUAUAUAAACUUUGCUGUUCACUUGUGUCUCAUGAGGCUAAACCAGUGUUAUUAUAGUUAAUGAAAAUAACUAAAAUAAUUUGCAUUAACUAAAAUCUGAGCUUAUUGGAAAUUGGAAGACUGUUGUUAGACUUUUUAAAUGACACCAGUAAAUGCUCAGCUUUGGCAGCCAUUAAAAAAACACUAAAACUAAAAUAAAAAUUAACUACACUAAAACUAACAGACAAACUGUGAAAACGAAUGAGAACUAAACAAAAUUGUAAUGACAAAUUUAAUAUAAAAUAGAAAUAAAAACUAUAUUAAAAAUCCAAAACUUUAAUAACACUGCGCUGAGCAAACACAAUUUAAACAGGGGGCAGAUCCUUGUUUGUCUACCAGCUAAUCAAUGGAACAGAUGCUGUCUGACUACAAGGUUUUUGGGGAUGAUCUUUGUGGAGUGCAUUAAGGUGUAGAUUUCAGUGGGGAAAUAUAAACUUUGUCAUGAGCAUUUCAUUAAGUAUGAAUAAAGGUAAAUAUAUCUCUUCAAAGAAAGGUUUUAUUUCAAAACAUGAUACCAUGACUGAUGACAGCUGAAUGUAUUGAUUAUAUGUGUAUCAAAAUGGGAUUCAAACUCAUUUCACAUUGUUUCACAUAUAGUAAGUAGCUUUAUAAAUGUAUUUGUUUUUAAAUAUGUGUGUGUGUGUGUGUGUGUGGGGUUUUCACAAUACAAUAAAACUGUUAACAUAAAAUACAUAGAAGGGGGUUCAAUAAUGAUGGAAUGAAAUAUUUUAUUACAGCCCUGCAAACAACACUCCAGUGCGAUUACGGCAAGUUUUGUUUUAGGUAUAUUGUCUUUUUUCUGGGUUUAACUCGUGUUUCUGCUGCAAUGACUGUUGUGAUGACAGUGGCGUGUCCAGACUUUUUGACUGGGGUGGCCCAUGUGGGGCACAGACUCAUUCAAGGGUGGCAUGAACCAAAAUUCAAAAUCCCUGAUACUAAUAAUAAUAAUAAUAAGAAGAAGAAGAUAUGUAAAUAUUCAGGAAUUUUUAAUAGUCGAAUGUUACUUAACUUAAUAAUUGAUUAAUUGUUAUUAAUAUUGUAAAACACAGAAGACUGUAAUUUAGUAUUUUUCGUCGUUUCUCUUUAAACUGCAUAAAUGUUAUGGACUCUGCUAAUAUGAACAAAUUAAGAGCAGCGCAUCAUUGAACACACGGUUGUUCUGGGCAGUUUUGGGGAGUUUUGGGGUUGGAGAGAUGACGCUACCGUGUGUUAUGUGAUAAUAUCAAGUAGUUUAUUUUAUUUUGAGACAAUAAAGAAGAUAUUGAAGAUAUUUAUUAAUCCUAUCAAGGGCCUACACAUAAAGAACGUGCAGUGUAUAAUGUGAAUGUGCAUUCAGUUUAAUGUAUCUACUCAAUUUAGCCAAAUAUUGGGACUGCCAAAUGUAAUUUGAUUAUUUCAUUAAUAAGUGCUUUAAAAGCUUAAUUUGAUAUUUUUUUGCAUCUUUUCUUAAGGGAUGUACUAUGAGUUAAGACUGAAUGAAUUACAUUAUGAAAGGAAGUAAAUAUAGGCUAUUUGAACUUUCUGCUAAUAAAAAAAUAUAUAAGUGUAUUCAUUUAAUUUCAACUCCAACACAUGACUAUGAUAAAAAACCUGCCAAAGUUUACAAGGUUCAUGUCAAUGUGACAUCGUAUCUUUAAAAGAUUGUUAAAAUCCUGGAGUGGGCUGUCAGAAAAUAUAUAUAUAUAUAUAAAAAAAACUAUGUGGAUAUCUUUUAUUUUAACUAUUAAAAAUUGCUGAAUUUUUUUUGUAUAAUUUUUUUUUUUACACAAGGUAAAUAAAUGUGCACCACAGCACGGCAGAGCAAAGCGUGGACACAAUGUGUAAUCAAAGUAUGUGUAACUCGGACAAGAAAAUGAUCAAUUCAGUGUUAAGAAACCAA
Messenger RNA from Xyrauchen texanus (razorback sucker), 4571 nucleotides. RefSeq names its product nuclear receptor binding protein 2b (gene nrbp2b). The transcript has 18 exons. Gene Ontology annotation, molecular function: ATP binding; protein serine/threonine kinase activity. Gene Ontology annotation, cellular component: cytoplasm; endomembrane system. Lineage: Eukaryota; Metazoa; Chordata; Actinopteri; Cypriniformes; Catostomidae. Bases 393 to 1907 code for a protein of 504 amino acids. The record is from RefSeq and is a predicted model, not a curated record. Gene Ontology annotation, biological process: endoplasmic reticulum to Golgi vesicle-mediated transport; intracellular signal transduction; protein phosphorylation.